Paramuricea clavata is the source of this 5345-nucleotide messenger RNA. NCBI's taxonomy places the organism in Eukaryota, Metazoa, Cnidaria, Anthozoa, Malacalcyonacea, Plexauridae. The record is from the annotation of a GenBank genome assembly.
AGAAACAUGAGAAAGAAGGAACGACUCAUUUGAGCGAAGCAGAGAAAGUCAGAAGAAAUCAAGUGAAACGUGAAGAAAUGAAGGUAAUGGAACUACAAUGUCACUAUAAAUUCUUUGCAAAGUCUCUAAAUUUUUAUUUUGGCAAAAUUUUAGUCCUGAUGAAUUGUACCUUAUAUUUUUCAGAGGGAACUAGCAAGUGUCAAGAGAAGACGACAGGUUACAAUGAUUACAAAUACUCUUUUUAAAGUUAAAAUUUCUGCUAUCGUCUUUGCAAUUUUUAAUACCGUGUUGCACAUGUACACAUGCACCACUUUUAUUCCACAUUUUCAGGAACGAGAGCAAGAAAGAAUGGCCAGAGACGAGGAAAGGGUAUGUUGUUAGCUUUUGAAAAGGAGGAACGACUGAUCGUAGUGUGAGCUCUCCCCACCAGACAAAUCGUGACAUUCCUAAUGAGUAAAAAUAUAAAACGUUUAGGAGAUGAUGCAGAGGGAAAAAGAAGGUGCAUAUUACCAAGAGUGGGAAAAACAAGAAGAUAUGGUAAGCUUGUGAUCGACAAAUUCUGGGAAAUUACCAGCCCAAGUAGUUUGAUAGUAUUUGUGUAGACCACGAGCAGUCCCCUCGGGAGAAAGGAGGGCCUGCCGACAACACAUCCAGAAACGAAAUACGCGUUGCCCCAGGCCUUAAAAUAUCGGUCGGUCACGGACAUUGUCCGAUCCAUUCGUGAAAUUGUCCAACGUAGAAAGAAAACCACCGGACAUUCUGUCCGACGUAAGUGAAACUGAGGUUUAUUGUUUGUCCGACCUGAGUGUAUUUGUGUUCGACCGAACUGUAGCUUUGUCCGACGUAAAUCAAAAUGUACCCUAGCCCAGGACUAGAGACUUGUAUGUUAAAUGGAAAGUCAGAGUACUAUAUUGUAUAAAAGGUGAACUGGAAGUGUUGUUUUAACGUAGUCAAGCGCGGGGAGGCGAGCGAAGGGGAUAAGUAUGAAAGAAAAAAAAUGUAAAAUUUCUUCACAACAUUUACAGUACAGAUUUAAUACAUUGUGCUGAUAUUCAUUUGUGUCAUUCAGACUUAUUUCCGAGUCAAAACUGAACUGAAGGUCAUCGGACAUAUGUCCGACCCAAACUCAAUGUCAUCGGACAUUUUGUCAGACGGCCCUGUGAAAGAUAUUUUAAGGCCUGGUUGCCCACACAACGCAAAAUUCCCAUUGGUCGAAAUCGAUGUGCCUGGCAAUCAAAUCUGAUAUGUAGUAAUUAUGCUAUAAAUAAUUUCCAGACUGAUUGUUGAUUUUAUAAAUAAACAUGGCAUUAACGGUUCCUAUUGGAUAGAUUUAAUUGGAUAUAAGUAAUGUUUAUGCAAAGGCGGAGCCAACUUGAUAAGAGCGAAAAGUGGGCGUACUUCGUUUCUUGAUUUGUUGUCGGCAGACCCUCUUUCUCCUUGCACGCCCGCGAAGCUAAACCUGUAGAAAGGAGGGACCGCUCAUAGUCUAGUAUUUGUGCUGUCAUCCUACGUUUCUUCUCACUGUUAAAGGGAUACGGCAAUAUAUUUUUUUAUUAUUUCAUUUGGAAGAACUUUUAAUUAAAAUUAUAUGUAAAUCUCUUUUGCCGAUUUUGCGUAACUUUAUUAUUUCUUGAGAUAUUUGAACAGAAAAAAUUACAAAUCAGCGAGCUUUCCGCCAUCUUGGAUUUUUGGCGGAUAUGCAUGUGACAUCAUAAGCCCGGUCACGCAAGAGUUUUAUCCAUAGAGCAAUUGGUUAUUAUCAGCCCAAAGUCAUAUACUUCAGUAACUAUUUGAAAUAAAAAAACUGCCUGACGACUUUUCAAACAAGACUUAAUGUUAUUUGGUCAUUUACAUGUAGUUUUAUAUGGCUAACCCUGCUUAUGACGUCACUAAAAUCACCGAUAAUGAGAUAAAAAUUAAUCCAAGAUGGCGGACAGCAAAUUAGUUUAAGUCAAAAUAUUUUUAGAAAUAAUAAAGUUACGCAAAAUCGGUAAAGGAGAUCAACAUAUAAUUUUAAAAGUUCUUUAAAAUGAAAUAAUAAAAAAUAUAUUGCCGCAUCCCUUUAAGCGCAGUCGAAUUAUCAAACGAUUUCAGGGUGUUAGCUUCAGCAAAAAAUUCGGCAUUGUAUGCCGUUUUCACAGUUACAUUUAGCCAGCAAUUUCAAAAAUUUAGAUCAGCAAAAAACGUAAGUUCAACAUAACAAUUUAUUAUAUAGUAGUGAGUGAGAUACUGAAAAAUACACAGUGAGAUAUUUUCCAUAUCUUCACUAGUGAAGAUAUCGAUCACGUGACUUUUUCCAAUUUGCUUUUGAGCAUGAAAUUUCACAAUUUUUUGCUUGGGACUAUAUAAUAAACAGAACAUUACACGGUGGCUUGCGCUCGUUCGUAAAAUAUUGUUUUCACGACUCGAAGAUGAAAGUCCUAUAUAUCUUCGCGCCGCCGUGUAAUAUCCUCUUUAUGCGGAAUUAUACCCAGCUGAUCAAAGAGAAAUGUCGACUACCUUCCAUGACGUCAGAAAACGGGCUAGACCCAGGCUCUUUGUGGUCACAAAAUACGAUUGCGCCGGGCUAUCGAAAGCUAAAUUUAAAACGCCAUAAAAGUCGAACGAUUUGCCUAAAUUUAAAACAUUUUUCACAGAUAUAUAUAUAUAUAUAUAUACUAGAAAUUCUACCGAGAUUAGAUAUCGCAAAAAACCCCACCUUUUUGGGGGUUAUAGGUGCACUUUAAUCUUCUGCCUAAAGCCCUGGGCAAACUAGGAAACGUUGUGGAAACAUUUGUGAUUCUCGAUGUUACCUCAAAUGUUUCCCUGUUUGCCCACCCUUUAGCCUGCGUAGCAGGCUCUAUUUUAUGGGGGAGGGCGAAAACAUUGUUGCGGAAACAAAAUUUGCUUCCCGAGAAGCAAAAAUGUUUCCUAGAAAAUUCAGAAACAUUUGAUGUUUCCCUUGUUUCUCACUAAUGUUUCCUAGUGUUUGCCCACUCUGGGAAACAUGGUGAAACAUUGGCAGAAAACAAUGUUUCCGCAACAAUGUUUCCUAGUUUGCCUAGGGCUUAACACCACCCCGGAUUUUGACACUAUACGUACCUAUAUAUACACUAGUGUACUAGAGGACUUUAGGUUUAACUAUCAUGCAGUAUGACUGCUGUACUUGCACCAAAUUCUUAAUUUUCGCACCAGUUCAUUUAAUUUCUUAUACACUGACACUGCGGUGAAGAAAACAAAUUGUUUUCUUGAGCGGGAUACGAACUCGCACCUUCCUGUACUGUAUCUAGACCGCCUUUAAGAUCAACUUUACAAUAAACACAGAGUUAUACAACGGGAAGUAUACAAUUUUCACAUCAAUUAUUUAACAAAUAUAAAACAUUUUCCGACGUUUCCGUGUUGACAUUGAGUUAUAUCAACACGGCUCUUAGCCAAUCAGCGUUCAGAAUUUACAAAUGCUAUAUUAUAAAAUUAGAAUAAAGUAUAAAGUAAUGAAGUAAGUCAGAUCAAUGAAGAUGAUAUCAUUCAUAUCAUUGCUUGUAUAUAUAAUUCAAUAGUGAGAUUAAAGUGAUAGGCAAGCAAAUAAAGUUCCUAUUUAACAAAUAUAAAACAUUUUCCGUGUUGAUAUACAGUUAUAUCAACACGAGUGGAAAUUGGGAAAACGAGAAAUUUUGUGGAAACACGACUCCUGAAGGGCGGAGUGUUUUCACACAAUUUCGAGUUUUCCCAAUUUCCACGAGUGUUGAUAUAUCUAUAUAUCAAUACGGAAAAAAGUUUUAUAUUUGUUUUAUAAUAUAGCACAAAGAAACGUAAAGAAAGAAAUUUUCCGACGUUUCCGUGUUGACAUUGCGUUAUAUCAACACGGCUCUUAGCCAAUCAGCGUUCAGAAUUUACAAAUGCUAUAUUAUAAAUCUAUCUACUGAGCUACUGAGUCGAAGGGUAAUUGCCACUGGUCCCGGUUCACUGAAUUAGCCAAUCUUGUUCCCCGAGCCUGCGAUCCUCGGGAUAAUCCGUUGCCGGAAGCCAGGAAUCCUGGCUAAGAUUGAACUACGCAUUUCAUUUCAACGGCCAAUCAGAUUCCUCCCUGAAACGGAUUAUCCCAGAGCCUCGCGUUCCUUCCCGAGGGUACGAGUGUUAAAAAGUGCCCAAAUUAAGAAAUGAACCAAAUGACUAAAAGGACCACCUCAAAAUUAGUAUAGAAAGUAUACAAAGUUUGAAGACGUUUACAUGAAUACCCUUCGAAUAAUAAGCUUUCGAAAAUUGUGAAAUUACUGAUUAAAAGAUUGUUUUUGGGACGCGCGUCCCAAAAACAAAAAUUACAAUACAUUUCAUAGUAAAUAUCACGAUUUUCGAAAGCUUAUUAUUCGAAGGAUAUUUAUGUAAACGUCGUCAAACUUUGUAUACUUACUAAUUUUGAGGUGGUCUUUUUAGUGAUCUGGUUCAUUUCUUAAUUUGGGCACUUUUUAACACUCGUCGCCAGUCCUCUCAUCAACUUCGGAAUGGCUAAUAGGUAGAACGGCAGUCUACAUACAUGUACAUGAAGAUGCGAGUUCGAAUUUUCCGUUGUUCAGUUUUUCCUAUCUCGUGGAUGGUGCUGAAAUACUCUGUAUUUCAUUUUCAUGUCUCCAAGUUCUGUCUAGCCUGCGUAGCAGGUGUGCUACGAAGACUAAAUUCUAUCCUGAUUCCAACAUAUUACCUAUAAUUUGAUUUGAAAUAAAUCACUGCAUAUCCCAUUUUUUCCCAGUUCCACAUUGAGCAAGCAAGAAUGAGGUCGAAGAUACGUAUACACGAUGGCCGAGCUAAACCAAUCGAUCUCUUGGCUCAGUAUGUCAACCCUGAUGAAGACAGUCUGGAGUUUCAGAUGCAUGAACCUUAUUCUGUGUUGGUGGUAUGUGAUUGUCAUUUCCUUACUGUUAGGUCAAAGUAAAGAUUAAAGAUUACAAUUACAGUGACUGUCAUACAGGGGCCAGUUGUUCAAAGCUGGAUUAGCGCCAACUGUGGAUUAGAAGUUAACACGCCAUUUUAGUUUGUCAGUAUCUCUACACUUUUGUUUAUUACAAAACUCCAGAAAAGAAAACUCGUAUUAAUCCACACAAGAUAUCUGGAGACACAUUUCCAAGUUUAUAUAAACAAGCUGUUGGGAAUUUGAAUUUUAUGUUAACCUAGGUUACAGUUGAUUUCACGAAACUUUGGCCGCGCCAAUUGCGAGGCUGGUUGGGAAUUUGGGAACUAUAAACACGAGAUCAUCACGUUGAUUGGAAACCGGCCAAUCAAAUUCGGAAGUUUCGCAUCAAAUUAUCGAAAUUCGUUAUGAAAUUCCGAACCAAGUUCGCAAGCAAGUUCGCAAAUUGCAAACGAUUUUGGCG